Molecule: messenger RNA, 2297 nt
Organism: Apis cerana (Asiatic honeybee)
Lineage: Eukaryota; Metazoa; Arthropoda; Insecta; Hymenoptera; Apidae
Gene: nAChRbeta2
Product: nicotinic acetylcholine receptor beta2
Biological process (GO): monoatomic ion transmembrane transport
Cellular component (GO): postsynaptic membrane
Molecular function (GO): acetylcholine-gated monoatomic cation-selective channel activity; transmembrane signaling receptor activity
Source: RefSeq, a predicted model, not a curated record
ACAUUGAAAUACAGGUUGAAGCAAGUGUCAUGGCGCUAACUUCGGAUAUCGAUUUUGGUCCAGUGAGAUGCAGACUAUUCAUAUUUUAUUGAUAGCAUUUUCAAUUUAUGUCCAACUUAAAUAAGAUAAAUAUUUAUAAUAUUAAUUUUUGUAUAUUUAUUAACUUACACUUAAAAAUUAUUGUAUAGUACUGGCAGAUAAACGUAUUUUUAUUGGGAGUGGUCAUUGCCAUCUCAACUCCAUAUAAAUUUGUAAAUAGUUUCGUUUAAAAUGCGAAUAUUGAUACUCGGUGUUCUUUUUAAUACUCUUCAUAUUAUAUACAGUGUUGCUGGAUUGAAAAUUUUCGAAGCAAAUCCUGACACAAAGAGACUUUAUGAUGACUUAUUAUCGAAUUAUAAUAGACUUAUACGACCUGUUAUGAACAAUACCGAAACCUUGACAGUUCAACUCGGUUUAAAAUUAUCACAAUUAAUUGAAAUGAAUUUAAAAAAUCAAGUGAUGACCACCAAUGUCUGGGUAGAACAGAGAUGGAAUGACUAUAAACUAAAAUGGAAUCCAGAAGAAUACGGUGGCGUGGAAAUGCUAUAUGUACCUUCCGAAAAUAUUUGGUUACCAGAUAUUGUCCUCUAUAAUAAUGCUGAUGGUAAUUAUGAAGUAACGCUUAUGACAAAAGCUACAUUAAAAUAUACUGGUGAUGUAUCUUGGAAACCGCCCGCAAUUUAUAAAUCAUCUUGUGAAAUUAAUGUAGAAUAUUUCCCAUUCGACGAACAAUCGUGUAUUAUGAAAUUCGGUUCAUGGACUUACAAUGGCGCUCAGGUAGAUUUAAAACAUAUGAAACAAGAAGCAGGUAGCAAUUUAGUUGCAAAAGGAAUAGAUUUAAGCGAUUUCUAUUUAUCAGUAGAAUGGGACAUUUUAGAAGUACCAGCAUCGAGAAAUGAAGAAUAUUAUCCAUGUUGCACAGAACCCUAUUCUGAUAUCACCUUUAAUAUUACAAUGCGAAGAAAAACAUUAUUCUAUACAGUUAACUUAAUAAUUCCUUGCGUGGGUAUUACAUUCCUUACAGUACUUGUAUUUUAUCUACCAAGUGAUUCGGGUGAAAAAGUAUCAUUAUGUUCUUCCAUUCUCCUUUCAUUGACAGUAUUCUUUUUAUUAUUAGCCGAAAUUAUUCCACCAACAUCUCUGGCUAUACCACUUUUAGGAAAAUAUUUAUUAUUUACUAUGAUUUUAGUCACUUUGUCGAUAUGGAUUACUGUAUGUGUUUUAAAUGUCCAUUUUCGAUCUCCAUCUACACAUAAUAUGUCACCAUGGGUUAGACAAGUAUUUUUAAAUUGGAUGCCGCGAAUUCUAAUGAUGCGUCGAACACCAUAUUCAACUCCAGAAUAUGAUGAUACAUAUAUGGAUAGCGGAUAUACUAAUGAAAUAGAUUUUAGUGUUAGUGAUUAUCCACUGGAAUUGAAAGGAAGUCCUGAUGGAUUUGAAAGUGUUACCUCUCAAUAUAAAAAUAUACGAGAAGAUGAUGCUCGACAUAUUCCACAUGCAUCAGUCACUGAUAGUGAAAAUACAGUCCCAAGAUAUUUAUCUCCGGAUGUUAUCUCAGCUCUUAAAGGUGUGCGUUUUAUUGCUCAACAUAUAAAAAAUGCAGACAAAGAUAAUGAAGUUAUAGAAGAUUGGAAAUUCGUAGCUAUGGUUUUAGAUAGACUUUUUCUUUGGGUUUUUACAUUGGCAUGUACUGCAGGAACACUUGGCAUAAUAUUUCAAGCACCAAGUUUAUAUGAUACUAGAGAGCCUGUGGACCAACAACUUUCUGGAAUAUCACCUCGCAAUUAUAUGUAUCCAAAUAUAGAAAUUUCUCCAGAAGGAUAAAUUUUGAAAUUCAUAAUACGUAUAAUACGUAUAAUACGCGUAAAAAGAUUAUAUAUAAUAUAAAAAUAUUAAAUCAUUAAUAUUCUAUUUAUAUCUAUUUUAUUUCUUAUAAUUUUAGAUUGACUUUUAUAAACACAGAAUUUAUAUCAAAUAUAUUCUAAACAGUUUUAUUAACCCUAAAUUAAACAAUAUUCACAACUAAAUAUUUUAUUUAAAAAAAGCAAUUUUAAAAAAAUUUUUAGGUUUAAUUAUAUUAAAAUUUGUAAUACAAGUAUUUACAUUUUAUAUUUCACUCUUUCAUUUACACAUUAAAGUUAAUAAGAAAUUUAUAUUACAAAAUAACCUUAAAAUUCAAAAUGACUAUUAUUUUAGACGAAAUUAUAUGAUUUUAUUAUGAUAAUGAAAAAGUAUAAUAAAGCAAUUUAUUAUUUAAA